AUGCCCACAUUUGUGCGUCGUUUAGUGAGCAAGAACAAGAAGAGAUUGCAAGAAGACAACUUUGAUCUAGACCUGACUUAUAUUACCGACAAUGUGAUUGCAAUGGGUUUUCCGAGUGAAGGUGUAGAAUCGAUCUAUAGAAAUCCACGUGAUGAAGUCGUAGAUUUCCUUUCAACGAAACAUGGAAACAAAUAUAAAGUCUAUAACUUGUGCUCGGAAAGAGACUAUAAAGAUGAAAUCUUUGAAGGCAGAGUGGCUCGUUUUCCUUUUGAUGACCAUCAAUCUCCUCUCUUUGAUUCGGUUUUGGAAUUUUGUGUUGAUGUUCACGAAUUUUUGAGCGAUGGAAAGAAUAAUGCUGCUGUGGUACACUGCAAAGCAGGAAAGGGAAGAACUGGAGUAAUGAUUUGUUGCUAUCUUGUAUUUAGUCACACUUGUAAAACUGCGUUAGAUUCAUUGCAAUAUUAUGGUGACAAGAGAACAAAGGAUUCCAAGGGUGUCACCAUACCUUCCCAAAGAAGAUAUUGCUAUUACUUUGAACAAUACCUUAGAAAUCAAUUCCCAGUGAGAGGUUCUGUAAAAUUAACUCGUGUAGCAUUGAGACAAUUCUCUAAAUCAACAAAAUAUUUUAUUGCUAUUAAGAAUUUAAAGAGAGAGGAAGUUUUCACAAGCAAGCAAAGUAAUAAGGUAGCUACCAACGAAGAUAGCGUUGUAAUAACGCUCGACGAUCCAAUCGAAUUAUCUGGAGACUUCAAAGUUUGUUGUGUGAAAAAUGGAGUUAAUGUUUUGAAAUCAGGAAAUUUGUUCCAUUGUUGGCUCAACUCACGAUUUAUUACAAAUUAUGUUAAAAACGCUUGUCCUGGUAAUGGUAUGGGCGUUAAUACUUAUCACAGCUCAUUGGAUGAUGCUAUUCCUCUGAUAAAAAACAUCAGUUUAGGAGCUACAUCAGAACAGAAAGUUUCACCAGAAAAAGAUGAAAGAUUGAAGAAUGGACGAUAUGUCACAGUUUCAUUGGCAAAGGAUGAAUUGGAUGGUCCUCAUUCGGACAAGCAUCACAAAUCUUUUGCUGAAGAUUUCCAAGUUGAUUUAACCUUUGAAUUAUGCAACAUGGAAAAUGUUGAAGAUGACUCAUACUUACUUGGCCUCAUCCCAAAAGAAUUCCUUUCUGAUGAACAAUCCAAGAGGCUCUCAAAUUCUCAAACACAGAGAAGGCAAUCUGCUGUCACUCGAGGACUUAUUAUUGACAGCCAUGAUGACACUGUUGAAAUCAUUGAUGAAACUGCUGAUAGUGUAAAAACACCCAAAGCAGAAGAUCAACACUUUUUCCAAUAG
This is a messenger RNA of Naegleria lovaniensis, 1329 nucleotides long. RefSeq lists its product as uncharacterized. Lineage: Eukaryota; Heterolobosea; Eutetramitea; Acrasida; Naegleriidae. The transcript has 6 exons. Gene Ontology annotation, molecular function: phosphatidylinositol-3,4,5-trisphosphate 3-phosphatase activity. Bases 1 to 1329 code for a protein of 442 amino acids. The record is from RefSeq and is a predicted model, not a curated record. Gene Ontology annotation, biological process: dephosphorylation. Gene Ontology annotation, cellular component: cytosol.